Messenger RNA from Scedosporium apiospermum, 741 nucleotides. RefSeq names its product N-lysine methyltransferase SEE1. The coding region runs from base 1 to 741 and encodes 246 amino acids. NCBI's taxonomy places the organism in Eukaryota, Fungi, Ascomycota, Sordariomycetes, Microascales, Microascaceae. Gene Ontology annotation, biological process: peptidyl-lysine dimethylation; peptidyl-lysine monomethylation. Gene Ontology annotation, cellular component: cytoplasm. Gene Ontology annotation, molecular function: protein-lysine N-methyltransferase activity. The record is from RefSeq and is a predicted model, not a curated record. The transcript is spliced from 2 exons.
AUGGCCGACCACCCGCCCUCUCACCCCGCUCAUCUCGAGCCCUCCAAGCUCGGCACAAAAGAAUACUGGGACGCCCUCUACUCCACCGAACUAACCAACCACGCCCUCAACCCCUCCGACACCGGCACAGUCUGGUUCGACGACUCCGACGCCGAGCAAAAACUCCUCGACUUCCUCCCCACAAUCUCCCCUGCCCUUUCCCCCGAAACAACCUCCCUUCUCGACCUAGGCUGCGGCAACGGAAGCCUUCUCUUCGCCCUCCGAAGGGAAGGGUGGUCCGGUCCCGCGCUGGGGAUCGAUUACUCCGCCAACAGCAUCUCUCUCGCGCGGCGCAUCGAGGAGGCCGAAAGAGCGGAGGGAGGGGGACCUGCUACGCGGUUCCAGACGUGGGAUCUUCUCCGCGGGGACCUGGAGGACGUUUUAUCGGGGGAGCAGAGGGGGGGUUGGGACGUCGUUUUGGAUAAGGGUACUUUCGAUGCUAUUUGUCUCUCGGAUGAGAAGGAUGAGCAGGGGAGGCGUAUUUGCGAGGGGUACAAGGAUAGGAUAGCCGCGCUCGUGAAGCCCCACGGAGGCUUGUUUAUCGUAACAAGCUGUAAUUGGACCGAGGGGGAGCUGAGGGCUUGGUUCGUCGAGGGGACGGGGGGCGAGUUUGAAGAGUGGGGGAGGGUUGAGUAUAGGGCUUUUGUGUUUGGGGGAGCGAAGGGGCAGACGAUUAGUACCUUGUGCUUUAGGAGGGGGUAG